GAUCUGUUUCACCUGCCCACCAAGUAGCACACAGAUUUAAGGUAGCCGGGAUUCCCGAAACAAAACAAAGCAGAAGCAUAGAGGACGGAGCUACCCAUAGCACUGAUUAAUAUUAGAUCUCAUGGGGAACAUACACCAGGCCGGCGUCAAGAAAGAUGACCAUGGCGGCGGUGACAACCAGCAGCUACAGGUGGUCUCCGUUCUCGAGCUCCAGGCCGGCGUUGUGGAAGACCAGCCGCAGCCUCUCGGCGGAUGGCAUGCCGUCGAGGCAACCUCCAUGUUGGAAAAUUGCAAGACAAACAGUACUGCUACAGAUGAAGGCACCAGCAGCAGGAUAGAUAUCCUCGGGCCUGCAACCGAACAGAAUAUCCCAAAACCCAGUGAUCCUCCUCAUCCAUGCCCGCCGCCACAGUCGCUGCCGGAGGGUGUGCAGUCCGUGCUCAACACGUCACGGGUUAAUCGAAAGUGCAUUGGAGACGGUGAUGGCUUCACUGCUUAUGAGGAGAGGAUUGCAGGUGAUACAAACAUCCGAGAUCCACCGAAAUACAAAAUUAGAAUGAAGGGGAUUGAUGCACCGGAGCUGGAUAUGGAAUAUGGCAUGGAGUCAAAGGAUGAAUUGGUGAGGCUUAUUGGGGGGAAGCGUGUUUCGAUUCUUGUGUAUGGGCCAGACAAAUAUGGACGAUCUCUUGGUGACAUCUACUGUGACGGUGUCUUUAUCCAAGAACAAAUGCUGAAAGGGGGCUUUGCCUGGCACUACAAAAUGUGCGACAAACGUCCUGAAUUUGCAAAAUGGCAGAGAGAGGCGAAAAAGGCACGCCGAGGGCUUUGGUCGUUAGAUAAACCACAGAAACCAUGGAUUUGGAGGAGAGAUAAUCCACGCAUCGACAACAAGAAGGGGAAUGCAGAUGACAUUCAGGUAGAACCGCAGAACCAGGUCAAUGAGAGCGGUAUAGCUCUACCAUUGCUGAUAAUGAAAGAUAUAGAGGAUCUGGGUAGGAAAUGGAAAGGGAGUUUGGAAAAUUUUGUGUCUGAGAACAUGAAACUACACGAUCAGGUACAGGAGUUAAAGAGAGAUAAGAAGGAGGCUGAGGAACGUGCUAGGAAGGCAGAAAAAGAAAUGGAAAGUGUUGUGGCUGACAACAUGAAGCUGAAUGCUCAGCUUCAGGAAUCUGAAAUUAAUAAAAAGGAGGCCGAGGACCGAGUUUUACAGUUGGAUUUCUUCUCAGGAAGUGUUGCAGCUGUGAACAUGGAUUUGCACAAUAAGAUUGAGGUUUUAGAGAAUGAGAAUAAAAAGGCCGAGGACCGAGCAAAGGAGGCAGAAAGUGAAAUGGAGAGUGUUGUGGCUGAGAACAGGAAACUGAACGAUCAGCUCCAGGUAGUAGAGGGCCAAGCAGUGAAGCUGAAAUUUUUUUGUGAAAAGGUUGCAGGUGUAAACAUAGUUUUGCACCGUAAGCUGGAGGGUUCAGAGGAGAAGAAUAAAAUGUCCGAGGAGCAAGCCAAGGAGACAGAGAAGGAGAUGAAAACUGUUCUGGAUGACAAUGUGAAACUAAGCGGUCAGAUUCAAAAAUUAAAUAUGUUAAAUAAAGAGAUUACCGCCUUUGCUAAUAAUAGUAAAAGGAAAUUGCAAAGUGUUCUAGCCGUAAACAUGGAUUUGGAUAAGAAGGGGGAGGAGGGAGCUACUUUGCCAAAUAAGGGAUUGGAAACCGUUGGAGUUGAAAACGUGAAGGGGAAAUUACAAGGCAUAAGUCACAAGAAGAGUGAACAAACUGUGGAGACCCCAUCGGCAACUCCAACCAAAGACUCUGGCAUGAAAAAACCCACUGUGUGGCGGAUAAAAACGACCGCAACGACAUCUUCGGCGCCUCCACCAAAGGGUCAUUAUGAAUAGACACAACUAUGUGUUGAAUUUAAGCUAUAUAUACAAGUUCAACGACGGCAUGUGUUGCUACAAAUUAAAAAAAAAACUAUAGAUUAUAUAAUCUAUAAUCACGUGGCAUUUUGUGUUUCACCUAAACAUAUUUCCUUUUGUUUUCUAUAAAUAAUAUAAUGACAUUUAAUUCUA
Triticum dicoccoides is the source of this 2062-nucleotide messenger RNA. RefSeq lists its product as uncharacterized. NCBI's taxonomy places the organism in Eukaryota, Viridiplantae, Streptophyta, Magnoliopsida, Poales, Poaceae. Bases 122 to 1888 code for a protein of 588 amino acids. The record is from RefSeq and is a predicted model, not a curated record. The transcript is spliced from 8 exons. Gene Ontology annotation, molecular function: nuclease activity; nucleic acid binding. Gene Ontology annotation, cellular component: cytoplasm.